Nelumbo nucifera (sacred lotus) is the source of this 3503-nucleotide messenger RNA. Its product is annotated as ubiquitin C-terminal hydrolase 15-like. Gene Ontology annotation, biological process: protein deubiquitination. NCBI's taxonomy places the organism in Eukaryota, Viridiplantae, Streptophyta, Magnoliopsida, Proteales, Nelumbonaceae. Gene Ontology annotation, cellular component: nucleus; cytosol. The record is from RefSeq and is a predicted model, not a curated record. Gene Ontology annotation, molecular function: cysteine-type deubiquitinase activity.
UAUUAUUUGUAAGUAGGUUGAGCGCUGACGAGGGACUGAAGGAAGAGAACUGCAGAGGAGAGCUGCUGUUGGGGCUUGGGGGAAUUGGGGAGUCUUUGAACAAGAAUCAGAGUCGCUGUAGAGAGAGAGAGAGAGAGAGAAGCUGAAGCCUUGGGCUUUUUGUAGAUUUUUCUUUGCACAAGCUAUGUGCUUUUCUCUGCGAAGUGUCCAAAAGGGGAGACAUUCUGAAAUGGGUCUCUGUUGGGAUAUGGCUUGCUCAAGCGUUGUAGCUUUCAUCAUGCUUCAUUCAAAUCAUAUCCUCUGACUCAUUGAGAUUAUCUUGUGAGAAGCUGUUUUAAGAAGAAGCUGGACAUGAGUAUGUUGGGGGGGACAUGCUUGAGCCAAGGGAAGCUGAUAUACCUGCCUUGUUUUUGGUAUUGGUUGUGCUUCCUUUGGUUACUUACAUUUUACUUGGAAAGUGGAAUGAGUCUGCAAAGAAGAAGGAGAGGAUAAGCCUGCUUGCUCAGUUGGCAGCUGAAGAGGAUCUCCGUGUAGAAGCAAUGGCUACUGCAAGUGUUAUCCCUACUUUGCCAUCUUCAAAGAUUGGGUUUCAUGAGUGUGCGAGAUGCUUUAGUCCAGCCAUCACUCGCUGUUCCAGAUGCAAAUCUGUUAGAUACUGUUCUGGUAAAUGUCAAAUACUUCACUGGAGGCAAGGUCAUAGGCAAGAUUGCUACCAAUUGGGGGCCCCUGGCUCAAAUUCAUCUCCUAAGCCUGUCUCAAUUGAAGACUCUGUUGACCAGAGGACUUUACUAAAUGAAAACUUGAAUAAGCUAUUCUAUGGAUAUGAAAUUAAGCAGCAGGAAAUCACCUCUCCAGAUAAACCAAAUCAUGCUCCUAUUAACACAGCUAUUGCUUCUACCACUACCACUACUACUGCGGUUAAUGCAUCUGAGGUUUCUUUGCUCGAGGGAAAGCUGCUAGACAAGCAGGUUUCUAGUAGAUCCAAAAGAGAAUGCUCAAGAAGCGAGGAUGUUGCAUCACAUGGAUCUUCUCAAGAAGCCUACAAUAGUAGGGUUACUGAUCCAACACUGCCUAAUAUUAUAUCCUUGAAGGAGAUUUCUUUGAGGCAUAAGUUAGGAAAUGAUGAUCUAGUUGUAUCUUCAGAAGAACCUUCCUGGAAACACCAUGCCAACAGUCCUGUGGUCAUUCAUGGAAGGAGUGUUCCUAGAAGCACUAAUCAUGAAAGUCACAAGUUAAGAGGAGAAAAUGGAUGCAUAUUUCAGACAGGCAUUGACUCUCCUAUCUCAAACUCCUUAGAGAAGAAUAGGACAAACUUGGGUGAAACUGAGAAGGGCUUCACCUUGAACAAUGAUAAUUUCCUUAGGGAAGGAUUGACUUCUAAUGAUGAAGCAUCAUACUUGAACUCUUCCCCUGAAAUAAUCUCAGUCAAGUCAAGCAGAAAACUUAAGGGUAUCUUACACCCUUUAGAACCAAAAAGUUCUAGCUCACCAAAAUCUGCGCUCAAACUAGAAAGGGAAAAUGCAUGCUCAGGUGUAGGGAGAAAGGGGAACACAGCAAAUGAAUCAAAAAUCCAUCAAGUGAAUGCUUUGAUGGAUAUCCGUGCACAGAGCAGCAAUGGUGUAUCAGAUACUGGAAUUAUGAAGAUGAUGGGCCUAAAGAAGUCACCUAAAGUUUCUAGACAGGGUGUUACAGGGGCUACUAGAGAUACUCAUAAGAGAAAUAAGGUUCUUUUCCCUUAUGAGGAAUUUGUAAAGUUCUUUCAAUGUGAAAUCUGGGACUUGUAUCCUAGAGGCCUUUUAAACUGUGGGAACAGUUGCUAUGCAAAUGCUGUAUUGCAAUGUUUGACCUGCACAAAACCUCUUAUUGUCUACCUUCUUCAGAAAUAUCAUUCAAGAACCUGCUUUGUGAAAGAUUGGUGUCUCAUGUGUGAACUUGAGCAGCAUGUAAUGAUGUUGGGAGAAGCUGGAGGCCCUUUGUCUCCUAACAGAAUCCUUUUGCAUAUGCGGAAUAUUGGUUCUCAAAUGGGUGGUGGUAGUCAGGAAGAUGCUCAUGAAUUUUUAAGGCUUCUAGUUACUUCCAUGCAAUCUAUAUGCCUUGAGGCAGUGGGUGGUGAGAAGCAUGUUGAUUCAAGAUUGCAAGAAACAACCUUCAUACAACAUACUUUUGGUGGUAGUCUCAGAUCAAAAGUCAAGUGCCUGAGAUGUCAUCAUGAAUCUGAACGAUAUGAGAAUAUAAUGGAUCUUACAUUGGAGAUACUUGGUUGGGUUGAGUCACUGGAGGAUGCACUUGCUCAAUUCACUGCAGCUGAGGAUUUGGAUGGAGAAAACAUGUACAGAUGUGGAAGGUGUGCAACAUAUGUUAAAGCCCGAAAGCAAUUGAGUAUACAUGAGGCACCAAAUAUCUUGACAAUAGUUUUGAAGAGAUUCCAGACAGGGAAAUAUGGAAAAAUAAACAAAUGUAUCACAUUCCCAGAUAUGCUAGACAUGAUUCCAUUCAUGACUGGAAUAGGUGAUAGCCCUCCACUGUACUUGCUUUAUGCUGUCGUUGUGCACUUGGAUACAUUGAAUGCAUCAUUUUCAGGGCAUUAUGUGGCCUAUGUGAAAGAUCUACAGGGUAUAUGGUUAAGGAUAGAUGACACAGAGGUUCAGCCAGUGCCAAUGAGCCAGGUGAUGUCUGAAGGUGCAUACAUCCUUUUCUAUUCGAGGUCUUGCCCACGCCCUCCAAGAGCUUGUUUUGGGAAAGCUACUUCACUGCAAAGUCCAUCUUCUGCAAGGCAUUGUACAUCCAAAACUCAGAAGUCUUCAAGACUAGAGCAAACCAAUCCUAGUGGCCACUCUAUCACCUCAGGAUUUUCAUCAGAUCCCAAACUAGAAAUUAGUAUGGGGACAAGCAACCAAACCUCUAACAGCAUUCUAAGGAGUGCAAAUGUAAAUGUCUUGUCUAUGAGAGAGAACUAUGCCGACUCAAGCACUGAAUUUCCAGAUGCCACAUCAAGUGAUUGGUCCCUUUUUACAAGCUCAGAUGAAUCAUCAUUUACCACUGAGAGCACCAGAGAUUCUUUUAGUACUGUAGACUAUGCUGACUUCAACUUUGAUUCCAUAUCCUCAAUAUUCAACACCUCCUACUAUCCACCAGAAUACUCUCACGGAUCUCAUUCCUGUAAAAGUUUCUCUCGUAGUAAGCCACAUAUACGAUUCCACUCAGAAGACAAAGGUUUUGUUUUGGACUCAUCCCUGUCAAACCAACCCCUAGACAGUGUACAGAAUGGGAAUAAUCCGAAACAGGUCAGCAUUUUUCCGACUGAACCUGUUCCUUCUGUUGGUAACUGCAGUUUAUUUGUGAAAAACGGGAGUAGUCCCAAAAGAUAGUUUUGCUCAAACAUCUGGUCAUUGUCAACUGUAAUUUUAGAAUCUUGUAGUGGGAAUUCCCUUCUGAUCAAAUAUGUCACUUCCACAGUAAUUACACUUCAGGCUUUACUUGUUUAACAAAUCCGUUAAAUGGGC